This is a messenger RNA of Girardinichthys multiradiatus, 1196 nucleotides long. RefSeq names its product multivesicular body subunit 12Bb (gene mvb12bb). The transcript has 10 exons. Lineage: Eukaryota; Metazoa; Chordata; Actinopteri; Cyprinodontiformes; Goodeidae. The coding region runs from base 167 to 877 and encodes 236 amino acids. The record is from RefSeq and is a predicted model, not a curated record. Gene Ontology annotation, biological process: viral budding; virus maturation; regulation of epidermal growth factor receptor signaling pathway. Gene Ontology annotation, cellular component: late endosome; ESCRT I complex.
AGGUUAAUGAUUACCAGCACGCGACACACGGAAGUGUUCAUGAGUGUUGAAGGAUUCAUGACAGAGAGGGAACAUCGAGCUGAAAAGGUGACAAUAUUCAGGACGGAGAGACUUUCUCACACAUACAAAGAUCUCCAACACGUCUGAAGAGAACAACAAGCUAUCUAUGGACCCCAUCUCUGCAGUCGGAGUAGUCAGCUCCCUCAGCAAAACCCCUGAUGGCUACUAUGUUGUUGCACAAACAACAGAUGGCUCCGACGCCGACCUGUGGAAGGACGGCUUAUUCAAAUCCAAGGUCACUCGCUACCUUUGCUUCUCCAGGAAAACUGAGCCUGAAGUUGUUGUGGAUAUGAGGCUGAUUGACAUCAAGGACCCGCUGCCGGAGUCCUUCACACCUGUGCAAGAAACAUUAGGCAAAAAGGAAGCUGCCACGAGGAAGAAGAGGCUGUGUGUGAAAAUGAGCGCUCGUGAGGCUGCGGAGACAGCUGUAUGUGACAUCCAGAUCACCACCAAAUCCAAGUACCAGCUUGUUAACUACACCUGUGUGGGAGAGAUAAACAAUAUGGGAAUAUGGUAUCGCAUGGGAGACGUUCCUCGGCGUCAGUCAUCUCAGCAAACCAGCAGCCCUCCUAAAAGUGACACCCUACAUAGCACAACAAGCAGGAUUGCCAUCAGCAGACCACAAUGUGAGCAGCAGAGUGGCAUCUACACUAUGACAGCUCUUGAUGAUGUGCCAUUUAUGGUGUCAGAGAAGUUUUAUGAAAAACCUCAAGAGAUGCAGCAAGUCAAUUUAAUGGGCAUUACCAUCAAAUCCCUGGCAGAGAUCGAGGAGGAAUUUCACUACAACUUUGGCACAGAACUGAGUAUUGUUCCUUAACUGCCCAUCCGGCUCUCCCUCCAAGAAUCCGAGCAACCAGAACAGCUGAAUGGACACAAAGGAUAAUUUAUGAAUUAAUGAAGAUAAUUUUUUUAAUGUGGUAUUCAUGUUUAUUAUGUAAUUCCACACUGUUUUUUACUUUUCGUUUUGUCAUUUUAUUUUAAUUAUUUAAUUCCUAAAAUGCAUUUAAAAAUGUACAUUGAACAUAAAUCUUUUUGCAAAUUUUGCAAACUUCUAGAAAGAUCCUAUUUCAACAUGGUUUCACAGAUAUUUCCGCAGCAUGUGAAUAAAGCGGUCUUGUGGCCAAAAAUAAAACUAA